UAAAACUCGACCAUCUCUACUAGCAGUUGUCUUUUUUAGGACAUCGAUGUCCGGGGAGCAGACGUCGUCGUCGCCAUGGCCCAGUUCGAGGAGGUUCUGAAGGGAGUGCAGCUGGCUCUGACCUGGGCCUCUGCUGCCGAGAUCCAGGCUCUACUGGAGGGUUUGGUGGAGGAGCGGAUCAUCUCGGAGGCCUACGGGAAGAGCUUGAGUCUGCACCGACUCGCUGAGGGGAUCGCACCUGCAGCAUGUAAACCAGGGUCUGAUUAUCUGAUGGGUUCUCAAGGAUCUACCACCCAGUGGCACCUCAACCAAGGCAGCCAGGUGAGCAAAUGUGGGCCAUCAAUGUCUAGAGACCACAACCAGACAAGAUCAGAGUCUGUAUGGUCAAUGGAUGAACAUGACAACAUAGUGUCCAGGCCACUAUAUGAAGUUGUUCACGAAAAUAGUGUAAUUGAGGAAUUAAGGGGGGGACCAGUGAUGGACGAACACUACCUCAACCACAAGCUCUCUUCUACACAGAUAUGCGACUACCAAUGCGGUCUCACAUUAGACAAUGAAAUUGCAGAACUGCUGAGAAGUGCAGAAUUAAUGCAGAAGCCAGUAAGUGAUAAUGAAAGUGUAGAUGAGGGGAAUUCAGAGGAUGAGAAGGAGUGGUUAGAGCAGGUAGAGCAGGCGGCGAGAAGGAUAGCUCUCCCUCUGUGGCAGCACUGGGACCGAGGACGGAGGAUGUUGCUGCCCCUGGUUCCUUGUAUGACCGCUGGCCGUGCAACAAGUGAAAAGACAGGGACAGAGAGUGAAGCACAUUGCCCUUUGUUGAAUAUGGAAGAGGAAGCAGAGCUUGCAAUCGCUUGCAGGACAUUAGAUUUGUACGCUGACGUCUUUACAGAGCUGGAGGUCACGGACCCAAACUUCACACUGGAUUCAGAAGGAGCGCCAAGAGGCCUCCAUUUCUCUACGGGCGACAGGGCGGCGACAAUCGGAUUGAACACGGAUAACUGGUACACCUGUGAAGCACGAAGAAAUGCCUCACCUGUUCAAGCGUGUGCAGCAGCUAAUGACAGCAUCACAGACAGGCUGGGGGGAGAUCUAGAUGCCUUCUGGAUGGCCGACAGCACAACAGACACAACAGAGGACCUGCUCUGUCUGAUGGGGGACGUACAAAGUGGCGCAGGAUUUGCAGAAGACAUUGCACAUUUGUUUUCUCCCUGCACACCUACAGACACUCAUACUGACGCACAAGACUACUCAUUUUACUCCGACACAGAUCACAGCAUGACAUUAGGCGUCAUGGACAGUGUAGAAAAUGUUUUCAGGGCUGCUUAUGGUACAAGAACGUGCAGCGCUGACGGAAAAGCAGACUUCCACAAGAACAAAGAGGAUGAAGAGAGGAUGGAUUCACUCUGGGGUGCCAAGAUGCAGGAAGUGGAUCAGGACCCGUUGAUCAGUUCUUUCUGGGGAGAUCUACCAGAUGAAUGUUUAACUGAAAUCUUGAAUGAUGAUGAUGAACUGUGGAAGUUUUUGGAUGAAUCCCUGGGGAAGUGUUUGGAUCAUGAAGAUAUGCUCUUUGACGAGUCGUUUUGGAAUUGUGAGAAUGGACUCAGCACCUGCUGUGAUCUUCCCAGGGCACCAGAGCUGCCCAGCCCAGACAGCCACCAGCUGGGACAGGAGGAUAAAGUAACAGGCAAUACAAAUACCAGGAGAAAAAGAGCCAGAGUUCCCCGGUCACAACAGUGCACUGAUGAGAGCACACCAUCUAGGCCAAAAAGGCAAAGAGCAGCAGGUCGACAAAAAACCAAAGAGGCACAGGCUAAGCCAACUGUCACUCAAGGGUCAGAGCCAAGUCCAGCAGAGACCCCGGCAGACCCCUCAACCACUCCACCCAGAAUCCUUCAUCUCCAUCCCUCCAUUCAGUUCAUCACCAUCCCAGACACCCCAGGAUAUCAGGUCAUUAGACUUCCACUCCCCAAUACAGCUGCUACACCUACCUACAUAUUAGUUCCUGCUGCCUCACCACCCUUCAAACAACAAGUGCCACCACUCUCCCCGACGAACGGUGCGGUAGCGCCAGUCCAAAUGAGCUCAUCCCCAACAGGUACUCUGUCAGACACCGCUAGCAAAGCCGGUGUGCCCCCUUGGGCCUCACCCCUCUCCCCCAGCAAUGAGAUAUCUACGUCUAAGGAAUCCCCUCUCCCUCAGUCUCCCACUGUCCUGGAUACUCCACAGGUUGUAAAGGACUACAUUCAGGAAGCCAAAGCCCAUAUGAGUCAAACCUGCCAGGAUAUGGGGUCAGGCCUUAGCCUGACUUCUCAUUACGUAGAUGUGCAAGUGAGCCGGAGAGAAGUUCUUCGCUCUGGAAAAAACACAAAUAAAGUCCUGGACAAAGAGUUAGUCAUCAUGGGAGAUACAGAUCGGCAAAAAAGCUUGUUGGAGCAGAGUCAAAUCUUCGAAGGCUCAAAUGGAGACAAACCCAAAAGCUACAUUUUGCUACUCGGCAAUGCUGGCAUGGGAAAAUCCACCCUGAUCAGGAAACUGUGCCUUGACUGGUCUAAAGACUGCUUCCCACAGUUUGACUUUGUCUUCUUUUUAGACGGCAACGCGCUCUCUUCAACGGAGGCGACCUUUAGCCUCCAGACCCUCCUGUUAAAUCUCUCCUCCUUUGCCCCUCCCUGCAUGGACCCUGGAGCAGUGUACGCUCAAAUCCUCGCAGCUCCUAAGCGCGUGCUCGUCAUUUUUGAUGGGUUCGGUGAGUUGCGGGACCUUGAAAUUCUUCUCCAGACUCAAGAAAAAGACUUGGUAACGUCAUUGCUGAAAGACAGUAAAGCACAGAGCUACACAGUAAAACAGUUAUAUUCUGGCAUCCUUCAGAGGCUCCUCCUUCCAGGCUGCACUCUUCUGCUCUCUACUCGACCAAGAGGCACCGCGAGCCAGCUACUCCGGCGGACGGACAGCCUUUUGGAGGUGUGUGGCUUCAACCCUGCAAACGUAGAGACAUAUUUGUCCCAGUACUUCACCGAUCCUGACCUCAGAGCACCUGCUUUGGACUGCUUAAAAAACUGCAGCUAUCUACGUCUCCUCUGCUGGAACCCUGGACUGUGUCGGUUGGUCUGCUUGGUUUUAGAGCAGUGCAAAAGUUCGGAAGCCCUACCGAGAACUUUAACUGGGCUCUGCCAUCAAGUACUUCGUCUGACAAUGGAAAAGGACAGUAAGAGCUCGCCCUCGCAGGAUGAAACUCAAUCAGAAGUAUCUGUGCAAUCAGAAGAAGAAACCCAGACGCAAAUCUCGAAUAGUUCUCAAGUGAGUAGGCGUCGCAAAACGUCCAGAGCACCGGUUCACACUGGCUCUCGCACCCGAAGAGCAAGGGGGUCAAAAAGACAGGAGCUAGAGGAAGAUGACGUUGAUGGGGAUGUAGACAGAACAAAGGAGAGAGAGUUGCUGUCCCAGCUGAGUUCUUUGGCCUGGGAGGGGGUGAAAGCAAACUCCUCCAUCCUCCCCACAGGACGGACCAUAUCUGCCAAACUCAGGGCAUUCGGCCACAGGACGGGGCUCUUCUUCUCUUACCACCUGAAGACGAGGUCGGUUGUCUCAAGUGGUGAGAGAGAGGGAGGAGGAAGAGAGGACAUAGAAGAGACGGGAACAGGAGAGAAAGGACAAAAGAGGGGAAACAAGGGGAGGACCGACAAUAAAAAGGCUCAGACCGGUGACGACCACAUCCUGUUGUGGGCCAACCCUUUCCUUCAGAGUUACCUGGCAGGCGUCCAUUUGUCUUUGUCAAAGACCGUAACAGACCGUGCCUUCCUCCAGACCCUCCCUUUCCAGUCGAGCCAGAAGGGUCGUCGGCGGCCUCAAAGGGAGGAGCUCGAACUCACUCAGCAAUUUGCAGCUGGUCUCCUGUUCCACAACAGGACAGAGCUGCCAAGGCUUCACUCCUGCACAGAAACAGCAUUCAGAGAUAUGGUGGCCGCCAAGCAGGCUUUAGUAACAAAACACCUCGAGGGUCUUUCCCACGGUGACCUAAGCCCUGCCCAGGUUCUGGAGGCUUGUCACUAUGUUUAUGAGGCGAGUUCCACGCGUGGUGAUGGUAACAGAGACUGUGGCAGCGCACGAUUAGUCGCUCACCUGGCGGCGAAUCUUCCAGAAGUCUUGACAUUUAACGGAGUUCCGCUCAAGCCGUCGGACGUGUUCGCCGUGCAGAACGUUCUGGAAAGGGGCGGAGCUGAAGGUAGAAGGUUCUGUUUGGAUCUGGAGGAUUCUGGGAUACAGAUUUUGGGACUCAGAACUCUGGUGGGGCUCAACAACAUCAACACAUACAGGGCAUGCAUUGCUGAUGUCAUCACCUUAUGGGAGCAGCUAGAGCAGAGUGGCGAAGAAGGGCUCCUACAAGGGUCCGUGUCCAAAUUCAAGAUCCACCCUCUGAAAGCGACACAGGUGUGUCACAUAGAGCACUUGGCAAAGCUGGUGAACAUCCAUACGCACAAGAGGCUGUCGGACAGUUCCAGCCAAUCAGAUUCCAUCCUGGCGGAGGGAGUACCAGCAGUCAGAGAGCUACACAAGCUGGAGUUGGGGCUUGGUCCAGAGAAAGGUCCCCUGGUUCUCCCCAAGCUGUGGGAGCUCCUGCCAGGUCUACAUGACCUACAGCACUUAGAUCUAGAGAACAGUAAGAUAGGCGACAAAGGAGCAGAGAAACUGGCCGAUGUUUUAGUCUCGCUUGGUUCCCUUGAGAUACUCAAUCUGUCACAGAACUGUAUAGGAGACCAGGGGGUGAAGAAUCUGGCAACCAUGCUGAGGGAUCUGCCCAAACUGCACUGUUUAAGUCUCUACAGUAACGUGAUUUCUGACGAAGGGGCAGAAACUUUAGCAGCUGUCCUCCCACACAUGGCUUCGCUCACUGACCUGGACGUGAAGUAUAACAAGCUGACAGAUGUUGGUGCACACAGCCUGGGAGCCAGUCUGAGAAACUGUAGUCAAAUGAAGACUUUGAGGAUGUGGAACCAGUGCAUUCCCUACGGAGUGUUUGAGAGACUUCAACAGCAGGACAACCGGAUCCGUUCGCAGUAGAACGAUAUGAAACCUCUACAACAGGGCUAUGGACUUUUAAUCGUGCAUCUCACGCGUACAUGUUUACACUACACAAUACAUUUUCCAAAGCAUGUUUGUUUAAGAACAGGAACAGGAACAAAGAGAGAGUUAAAUAGAGAGAGAGAGAGAGAGAGAGAAAGCACAUGAAAACAAACCAAAAAUGGAAAAUUCUUCGCUGCUUUAUUCAACAGUUACCACUUGGCGCUACAACAGGGAAUGAUUCAGCAUUACACAGUGCUGCAUGUGUGUACUGUAUGAGUUUGUGGUACAAACUCAAAAAGCCUAUUUGCACUAUGAUACUUGUCUUUAUUAUAGAUGUGUUUCCUGUCUGAUGUCAUCGCCCUAGAGGCCUGCUGUCCUGUAUUUGAUGUGUGUUCUUUUAUUGCGACUUUAACAGUAUUUUUGUUUGCACUGACUCUGUGGCUGUAAAUGAUGGAUUGCUUAACAAUCACUUGGCACUUUAAUAUAAAUAAAAUGUUUUAUGUUGUCACCUGAUGCAUUA
Messenger RNA from Sebastes umbrosus (honeycomb rockfish), 5578 nucleotides. It is a transcript of the gene ciita, whose product is annotated as class II, major histocompatibility complex, transactivator. The coding region runs from base 76 to 5055 and encodes 1659 amino acids. The record is from RefSeq and is a predicted model, not a curated record. Gene Ontology annotation, molecular function: protein binding. The transcript is spliced from 22 exons. Lineage: Eukaryota; Metazoa; Chordata; Actinopteri; Perciformes; Sebastidae. Gene Ontology annotation, biological process: inflammatory response; positive regulation of MHC class II biosynthetic process; positive regulation of MHC class I biosynthetic process.